Messenger RNA from Pyrus x bretschneideri (Chinese white pear), 1333 nucleotides. RefSeq lists its product as uncharacterized. Lineage: Eukaryota; Viridiplantae; Streptophyta; Magnoliopsida; Rosales; Rosaceae. Gene Ontology annotation, cellular component: nucleus. The transcript has a single exon. The coding region runs from base 339 to 1163 and encodes 274 amino acids. The record is from RefSeq and is a predicted model, not a curated record. Gene Ontology annotation, molecular function: transcription cis-regulatory region binding.
UAUGACAAAUGACGUGCCGGGGAUAAAACCGUACAAACCGUGAAAACGUUAAAAACAGGGAAACAAAAGCCCAACUAGCUUGCUGCUUCUUCCAAGUUCCAACUCUUUUAAACUCCAAAACCGGGUUCGGAUCCAUUGACUUCAACUCUAAACUCCUCCAACCCACUACUGGGCCCCACCCACAAAUCAACCCCAACAAGUCCCCGCAACGGCCCAACCAUCACCACCACCGCCACCGCCACCACCAACCUCCACAGCUCUCAAACAAAAAACCCCCAAUUCCCCCCAAACCCUAAUCCCAAAAUUCUAAAUCUCUAGCCCUAACCACCCCCACAGAAAUGUCCACCCCACCCCCGCCCUCCCCCACGGCCUCAGUCUCCGCCUCGCCCACACCCUCCGCCAAGAAGCCCCAGCCUCUGCCGUGGACCCACGAGGAGACGGUGCAGCUGAUCCGGGCCUACCAGGAGAAGUGGUACGCGCUGAGGAGGGGACAGUUGAAGUCGAGCCAGUGGGAGGAGGUGGCGGUGACCGUGGCGGCUCGGUGCGGCUACGAGUACGGCGAGCCGUCGAAAUCCGCCACGCAGUGCCGCCACAAGAUGGAGAAGCUCCGGCAGCGACACCGCGGCGUUAAGAAGCGCCUAGGCCAGCGGACAAAGUCCGGUUGGCCCUUCUUCGAGCUCAUGGAGCAGAUGGAGCGCGGGCCCAUGCCCAUCUCGGCCAUGCCAAUGGGGGAGAUGCCACAUCAGCUAGAGGAAGAAGAGCGUGAUUAUCACGGCGGUGGCGAUGACGAAGACGAUGAGGAGAACUCUAACAGGGUCCGGAGCAUUGACUACAUCCUGCGGAGGCCGACGUUUGUGAACAGAUUUUCCGGAAAAGACCCGUUUUUGCAGGGACCGGCGGCGUUAAAGAGGGGGAGAGAGGCGGUGGACGACGGAGACGUGGUGGAGCCGGCGCAGCAAAGGGGGAGGGAGAUGGUGGUGGAAUUAGCAGACGAGAUGAGGGCAUUCGCCCAGCAGUUGAUCGGGGUUGAGAACACGAGGAUGGAGAUGAUGAAGGAAACGGAGAGGUGUAGAGUGGAGAUGGAGAAGAAGAGGAUGAGCAUGAUCCUGCAGUCACAGCAGAAGAUUGUUGACUCCAUUAACACAGCUUUCGGCAGCAGCUGAUCAUGAAUUUCAUCAACCUAAUUCGUUUCCAAGGUAGAUUUUCGAUUCGAGUAUAAUGUUAUGGUUCUUGUGUUCGUUGUUGAAUUGGAUUUGUAUAGUUGACAGUUGAAGCCCAGAAUUUAUGCGUAGUGUCAUAGAGUUUAAGUUUAAUUUGUCAAGGAUUCAAUCUC